This is a messenger RNA of Theobroma cacao (cacao), 879 nucleotides long. RefSeq names its product two-component response regulator ARR17-like. The record is from RefSeq and is a predicted model, not a curated record. NCBI's taxonomy places the organism in Eukaryota, Viridiplantae, Streptophyta, Magnoliopsida, Malvales, Malvaceae. Gene Ontology annotation, biological process: cytokinin-activated signaling pathway; phosphorelay signal transduction system.
UCUGAUACCCUUUCUAAAUUCCUCAAAGGGCUCCACCUUCCUCCUCCCCACCAACCUUCAGUUUUCCUGUUGUUUUCUCUAUAAAUACAGUCUCUCAUUACAUUCAUACAUCUCUUGUGAGCUUGUUUAUUGGUCUCUUGUAUUAAUGACCAACUCCUAUUUAGUGCACUAGCUUUUUUGUUUUCUGUUACAUUAUGUAACACAGGCCAACUGCCUGCCUGCCUGCUUGGUUUUUAUAUCAUUAAUGUUGAUGUUUGUGAGUAGCCUGGAAUACUGCCUUGUUCAUCAUCAGACUACUGCUUAGCAAGAAGAUUUCAAAGUAUGGCUGGAGGCGGCUGUUCUAAGGACACGGCGGUGGAUUUUGGAGAUCAACCCCAUGUCUUAGCCGUGGAUGAUAACCUCAUUGACAGAAAACUGGUGGAGAAGUUGCUCAAGAACUCCUCUUGCAAAGUAACUACCGCAGAGAAUGGGCUGAGGGCAUUGGAAUAUUUGGGGUUGGGAAAUGAUCAGAGGAGUGCCAUGGAGGGCACUGUCUCAAAGGUCAAUCUAAUAAUAACAGAUUAUUGCAUGCCUGGAAUGACAGGGUAUGAGCUGCUAAAGAAAAUUAAGGAAUCAUCAGUUCUGAAGGAGGUUCCUGUUGUAAUCAUGUCCUCUGAAAAUAGCCCAACUCGCAUUAGCCAGUGCUUAGAGGAAGGUGCUCAGAUGUUCAUGCUGAAGCCCCUCAAACAGUCAGAUGUGAAGCAGUUGAAAUGCCAUUUGAUGAAAUGCAGAAGCUGAAAAUAGAUUUUUGUUUAAUUCUUAAUUAGCCAUGACCAAGAUUAAUGUAUGGGAAAGAUUUGUAAUGAGAAUCACUUCACACUCACAUUUUCCAGUCUUUCA